Molecule: messenger RNA, 1033 nt
Organism: Sinocyclocheilus anshuiensis
Lineage: Eukaryota; Metazoa; Chordata; Actinopteri; Cypriniformes; Cyprinidae
Product: translocator protein-like
Exons: 4
Coding region: 211-696 (161 amino acids)
Cellular component (GO): mitochondrial outer membrane
Source: RefSeq, a predicted model, not a curated record
AUACUGAGUGAUCGUUUCACAACAUGCCUCUCUCUAGUGGCCAGCGUUUCAGUUGUAUUGUUUCUACACGAGAGCAGCCUAUCCUUCAUGCACGCCCACUGUCUGUUACACAAACUUAUAUCAUGAUUUCAAGAUCACUCCGGUCUUGAAGGCCAUCGAGACGUCUCUCUUUACAUAACAUCGAACAGCGCUUCAACCUGUCAAUUCAGGAUGUGGAUUCCUAUGCUGAGUUUGACUGCCCUUCCACACCUUGGUAUAUUUGGAGGUUUCAUCACACGGAAGGAGGUGAUGACCUGGUACACCACGCUCAACAAGCCCGCAUGGAGGCCACCUAAUGCUGCCUUCCCAAUAGUGUGGACCACUCUCUACACUGGCAUGGGCUACGGUUCAUACCUUGUGUGGAAAGAGCUUGGAGGCUUCACCCAGGAUUCACUGGUACCACUGGGGCUCUAUGGGAUGCAGUUAGCGCUUAAUUGGGCCUGGACCCCCAUCUUCUUUGGCGCUCACAACAUUAAACUGGCAAUGAUAGAGAUUGUGAUGCUGACUGGCACAGUGGCAGCCACAAUGGUGUCUUGGUAUCCCAUCAGCCGCACUGCAACACUUCUCAUGGUACCAUACUUGGCCUGGCUCUGCCUAGCUACCAGCCUCAACUACUGCAUUUGGAGAGACAAUCCAGAUCCCAAAAAAGAUGACUAAGAGUCCAAUAAAACGAACGCUAUUCUAUUUAACACUGACUAGAACAAAAAUGCAACCAUGUUUUUUUUUUUCUUUUGCUUGUUGGCCAUUUUGAAGUAUAAUAAUGAAGAAUUAGUUUAUUUUUUAUCUUCACUUUAAAUUUUGUAAUAUCAGAAAAAUUCACAUUGUGGCUUAAUUAUAAAAGAAGGAAAGGCAAUAAAAUGAGAAUGUUCUAAUGCUUCCAUUAUAUAAACUCAGUCCAUCAGAUCACUUAAGUUCAGCAUUUUACACAGAUCACUUUACAGGCUCUUUUGCUUGCUUCCUUGCCUAUUUUUUACUAAUAAAAAUGUUUUCAUGA